AUGUUUCAUCGCGUAGGUGAUAUGAGAGCUGAGAAAGCUCUAAAACGAUACAAGGAUGAAACCAUCCGAGUGGUAUCUGUCCUGGACAAGGCACUUAGCGGGAGAGAAUAUCUUGUUGGUGACAAGUGUACUUUUGCUGACUUGGCUUUUGUUCCUUGGGCAUCGCUCAUACCCUACAUCUUCGGCGAUGAUGUAGCGGAUUUACAGCUUGACAAGAAGUAUCCCGCCUAUACUGCCUGGUACAAGGCAACCUCGGACCGGGCUUCUGUGCAGAAGAUGUUUAGGGAUAGUCAGGCUGCUAUGGCUGCUGCCGCAUAG
Messenger RNA from Fusarium odoratissimum NRRL 54006, 318 nucleotides. RefSeq lists its product as uncharacterized. NCBI's taxonomy places the organism in Eukaryota, Fungi, Ascomycota, Sordariomycetes, Hypocreales, Nectriaceae. The record is from RefSeq and is a predicted model, not a curated record. The transcript has 2 exons. Bases 1 to 318 code for a protein of 105 amino acids.